This is a messenger RNA of Macadamia integrifolia, 1758 nucleotides long. RefSeq names its product protein DAMAGED DNA-BINDING 2. Gene Ontology annotation, biological process: response to UV; DNA repair. NCBI's taxonomy places the organism in Eukaryota, Viridiplantae, Streptophyta, Magnoliopsida, Proteales, Proteaceae. Gene Ontology annotation, cellular component: Cul4-RING E3 ubiquitin ligase complex; nucleus. The record is from RefSeq and is a predicted model, not a curated record. Gene Ontology annotation, molecular function: protein binding; damaged DNA binding.
UUUAACUGUCCAUGUCCCUGAAGCCACCAAACACCCUUUUCCACCUCCGAAGUCAAAUCCUUCGUGAGUCAUUUUUCGUAUUUCACAGGGUUAUUUUGGUGAUUCUAAUUUCACCCAGAGUCGGUUGUUAUUACUCCCGCCCAUUUCAAUUCGUUUCCAUUUCCGGUUUUAUCCCCAAUUUGCUGGUCACUGCUCUCAUUUCCUCUGUUUCUUUUCUCUUUCCGUGAGCUUCAUUUUUUCAUUCCCCAAAAUGCCCCCGCAAACCAGAAGAAUGGCGUUCCCCAGAAUUGUGAUUGAGAGGGACACUGAUUCUGAACAAAGUUCAGAAGAAGAAGACGAAGAAGAAGUUGUAGAAGAAGAAGAGGAGGAGGAAGAGGAAGAGGAAGAGGAUACGCUUAGGGCUGUUGCCGAAGAAGAUGAAGAAGAAGUUGCAGAGAAGGCGGAAGGCGGGAAAAUGGGAGGGAAGCUUAUGGAUGCUUCCGAUGCGAAGAAGAAAGACAAAGCGCCGAUAACCAUUAGUCUCAAGAAUGUUUGUAAAGUCUGCAAGAGAAAGGGACACCAAGCAGGAUUUAAGGGCGCUACCUACAUCGAUUGCCCUAUGAAACCAUGCUUCCUUUGUAAAAUGCCUGGGCACACGACCAUGAAUUGCCCACAUCGAGUAGCUGUGGAGCAUGGGGUGAUCCCCGCUCCCCACAAGAACACCGGAAGACCUUUGGAUUAUGUAUUUGAACGCCAACUUAGGUCUGAUGUUACCAUGAUCAAGCCAGCUUUUGUGAUCCCCAAUCAAGUGGACUGUGGUGUUAUUAGAUACCACAGUAGGCGUAUAACCUGCCUGGAGUUUCAUCCAACCAACGACAACAUUCUUCUAUCGGGAGAUAAGAAAGGACAACUUGGAGUGUGGGAUUAUGGUAAAGUAUAUGAAAAGACAGUGUAUGGAAACAUACAUUCUUGUAUACUUAAUAAUAUGAGGUUCAAUCCAUCUAAUGAUGGAACUUUAUAUGCAGCAUCCUCGGAUGGGACGGUCAGUUGCACUGACUUGGAGACUGGAAUGUCAUUUCCUCUUAUGGACGUCAAUCCCGAUGGAUGGCAGGGUCCAAGUAGCUGGAGGAUGCUUUAUGGCAUGGAAAUCAAUCCAGAGAAGAGUCUUGUGCUUGUUGCAGAUAAUUUUGGAUAUCUAUACAUGGUGGAUAUGCGCUCCAACAAGAAAACCGGAGAUACCAUUUUGAUCCAUAAGAAAGGUAGCAAAGUAGUUGGGCUUCACUGCAAUCCUGUUCAGCCAGAGAUUCUCUUGAGUUGUGGAAAUGAUCACUUUGCUCGUAUAUGGGAUGUGCGCCGACUUGGGGUUGGAUCUUCCCUAUAUGAUCUUCGUCACAGCCGUGUUGUAAACUCAGCGUAUUUCUCCCCACAAUCUGGAAGCAAGAUUCUUACUACAGCUCAGGACAACCGCCUUCGAGUAUGGGAUUAUAUCUUUGGCAAUUUGGACGCCCCUAGCAGAGAGAUAGUACAUAGCCAUGAUUUCAAUAGGCAUUUGACCCCUUUUCGAGCUGAAUGGGACCCAAAGGACCCAUCGGAGUCCCUGGCAGUUAUUGGCCGCUACAUAAGUGAGAAUUAUAAUGGAGCUGCCUUGCAUCCCAUUGAUUUCAUCGAUACAAGUACAGGUCGACUGGUUGAUGAGGUGAUGGAACCAAACAUCACAACCAUCAGUCCCGUUAAUAAGCUACACCCAAGAGAUGAUGUCAUGGCAUCUGGUAGUUCAAG